UAGUUUCUAUACGCAAGUUUCGAUGAGUUGGACUUCAAAUGAACUCUCACGUUUCAAGAAUAAGUACAUACGUGAAUGAUAAGUUUACGUAUGUGGCCGUUCACGCUCUCAAAUAUAUCUGACUUCGAAAGUAGUCGCGAAAUGUUUCAAAUAAACACAUCCACGGGUUCUGCUGCUGUUUUUCUCUACAAAGUGUGAAUUCCCCUAGAAAACAGGAAUUUCACGCAAUGCGUUGGGUCAAGUUGAAUCGUCAAUUCUCGUGCAGUGCUUGAAAAUUGAAAUCGUCCAGUUUGACAUUUCAUUUGACAGCUGGCAAAUUCCAAUACCCUCUGGCAAAAAUUGCACGAAAUUGAAGGUUUCUGUGUUAAUUUUUGAAAAUAGAGGGUUCAAAAUGUGCCCCAGAAUUGUCGAAUCGCUCAGAAUAUUUUGGGGAUCGCGUCAAAAAAGAUGAGUCGCCGUGGAUACGAAGUCGUUAGUAAGAUGUGAAAGUGAGGUUAAGUUUCGUCGAAUUAGCUAUGAAGAGCCCUUCGUCGCAGUCCGUAAGCAACGGUGUCACCUUGUCAAAUGGACAGCAAAAUGGUAAUUUAAAGUCCUUUGACAGACACAAAGCACGAGCCAACAAAAACGGACGAAUUGAUUCCACGAAUUUUCACCCUCCGAGCAACGGUCUGGGCAAGCAGCAGCUUGUUUCUCUGAGCGGGGGCACAAUAUGUUGCAACAGUGUAGAAAUCGACGAAGCUUUGGCUUGCGAUGUGGCGCCAGUAACAACACCAAAAACAAAAGCGCUAUGCGUGCACAUUCGAGAAAACAAAUGGUACGACGCCGGCAAUACGAUCUCGGUGGGUGUAGCUGGGUCAAGCUUAAACCAGGCCCUGGAGACCAUGCCUCUGGCUUACAGUCCAGUCAUGAAAAAGGUCUAUGCUCUAGAAGAAACACAAAACUCGAACGGCGUCCAGCAGCAAACUAAAAAUCAAGCUAUCGAGUUCUCCAACGAGUGUAACAAGAACUCAUUUAUCAACUCUCGAACGGAAACGGAAGCAAAAGAAGAAACCAGUAGUUUGAACGACAGUCCUAGAAACAGUUUACCACACUCUUGCAGCAGCACUGUCUCUUCCUUGAGUGAAUUCUCGCCCUCUGGUAGUUUCCAGGGAACUGAAGAACAGCAACAACAACAACAACAGCAACAAUCUUCUCCAGAAAAAGGCAAACUCUGGCCCUUGAAUUCCUCUUUCGUGAAGAACGUCUUCUCCUGGAAAUCAAAGGAACCUCAACGAGCCUCAAGUACCGGGAGUCCAUCACGAAACGUAGACAGAAUUGGAGGCAGCCUUGCUCUCAUCCAACAACCUCGACCCGCAAAUUUACCGGCGAAAAGUGCCGCUGAGGAGGAAAAUCACCGCAGACAGUACAGUGCAAUUUUGGAAGCUGCGCGAAAGCGAGAGUUGAAAGAGGAGCGAGAUCGUAAGAAUCAGAGAGCACAGCAGCUUAAAGAAGAGCAAAGAUUGACGGAGGAUUCUCUCGUUUGGAAUACGCAAGUUUUGCCGCAGUUUGAGUCUCUGAAAAACACGAGGAAGGUCCGGGAUCUCUGGUGGCGAGGAUUACCACCGAGUGUUCGGGGCAAGGUCUGGAAGUUGGCGAUAUGCAAUAGUCUGAACAUCACUCCACAUCUUUACAACAUCUGCUUGGACAGAGCUUUGUUGAAUCCCGUAAACGAAUCCAUGGCUGCGAUUAGAUUGGACGUUUCGAGGACCUUUCCCUCCCUCUGCGUUUUUCAAGACGGAGGACCAUUAUCGGAGAGUCUUCAGGGUGUCUUGGCGGCUUAUGCUGUCUACCGACCUGACAUUGGCUAUGUCCAGGGGAUGAGCUUUGUGGGGGGUGUGCUCGCCCUGAACAUGGACUCGACAGACGCCUUCACUUGCUUCGCAAAUCUGCUCAAUUGUCCUUGUCAUCGAGCAGCCUUCAGCCUGGAUCAGAAGCAAAUGAGUAUUUAUUAUAAAGUCUACUCUAGUGCACUCGCGAACAAAUUGCCAAAGGUCUACUCUCAUUUCUCGAUUGCUGGACUCAGUCCGGAUCUUUAUCUGCUGGAUUGGUUGUACACCGUUUAUGCGAAGGCGUUGCCUCUUGAUGUGGCUUGUCGAAUUUGGGACGUAUUUUUAAGGGACGGGGAGGAAUUUCUGUUUCGAGCGGCUCUUGGGGUUCUGCAUUUGUAUCAGGAGGAGUUGCUGACAAUGGACUUUGUCAGAGGGGCGCAAUUUCUGACGAGGCUGCCGGAAAAUAUCCAGGCGGAUGCUUUGUUUAACAGUAUUAGUCAAAUGUCUACCAUGGUGGGGACAAGCACUUUCCAGCAGAUGUUAGCUCAAGUCUCUUCGGUGUAAAUGCUUCCAUGUGAUACGGGUAGAUAGAAUUUAGCGAAAAUAUUUUACAUUUUUAAUAUUGCUAGGACGGUGCUUCGCUGCUGCGAGUUUCUUGUCGAGGGUUAGAUUCAGAUUGGGAAUUGGCCAUGGUCAAGUUUUUACUCAUCUCGUGGUAUCGCUGAGUUAGGAAAUUGUUUUAUAUUUAGUUAGAUCUUUUUAUUUUUAGUACUUUAAAGUAUAUAUUUUUUUUUAUUGAGGAGAACGAAUCACUGUACAGAAAUCGAUAGUUUAAGUUUUGUUGUGGUAUAUUUUUCCAAAGUGGUGAUAGUAGUAAAGAGUGCAAUAUGGAAUUUUUUUUCAAGUUUGAAAAAGUUAUUUAGAGAAAUUUGGGUAUUUAAGGAAAUAUUGGUUUGAAGGGUUGAUCUUGUGGAAUUAGUUAAACUUGGAAUAUGAUUUUUACUCUAUUUUAAUUCAGUUUUAUGAAUUCUUGGAGGCAUUUUCAAUAAUCAAAUUGCAAAUUUUGAAGGCUUUUAAUUUCGUUUACCAAUCAAUUUUUGAAAUUUUAAGCUUUGAGGUUUCAGGCUUUAAUUGCGUAACCCCCCCCCCCAAAUUCCAAGUUUAGUUUAUCACAUGUAAAACCUUAUAAAAUUGUUACUGAAUACUCGGUUUUAUUGUUGAUUUCUUUGUUUCUAAAUCCUUUAUGUGCAAUUUAUUUACUCCAUUGAAUAGCUGUGCCGAUGCGUGGUACUUAGAAUUCAGAUUGUUUAUUAGAAUCAUUAGAUAUCACAGAUAAAACUUAGGGUGGACCAAAAAUUCGAUUUUUGGUGAUCGAUCCUUCCUAAUUUGUUCGUUUUUCGGAAAAAGAAAUUGUAAUUCAAGUGUAUUGUUUAAGUAACGAUUUCCAUCAAUUAAAUUUUAAUUUUGACCCCCCCCCCACUCCCUAAUAUAACUAAUUUUCAAUUGUUCAAACAUUAAUUAUUUUUAAAAUUAUUUUCCCCUAUUUAUUCAUGAAAAGUUACUAUUUUCUGGGAUAAAUGAUGUAGUUGAUGAAUCUAAAAAAUAAUAUUUUUUGUUUAACAUAUUUUGCAUUUGUUUGAACAAAAUCUAUUUGCGUUUUUCUGUCCACCAUAUUAAGAAAAGUGAGGCUUUUCUGGAAUUAUACAAUUAACAAAUAUGCGGAGUAAUGUUUUUAAAAAUGUAUUUAGCAAUUAUUUAAAUAAUUUUCAUUCGUUUAACCUUUUUUUCUCUUCUGUAAAUCCUGGAAAAUUAUGCUUUUCUGGAAAUACUAAUGCAUUUAAUAUAUGUUAUAAGUGUUACUUUUUGAGAAUGAAAAUUUGCAAUUAUUUAAACAUUAGACUGUGAAACCGGGAAAAACCUGGAAAUGACAGUAAAUUUU
This is a messenger RNA of Belonocnema kinseyi, 3747 nucleotides long. Its product is annotated as TBC1 domain family member 12-like. The record is from RefSeq and is a predicted model, not a curated record. The coding region runs from base 516 to 2372 and encodes 618 amino acids. The transcript has 2 exons. Lineage: Eukaryota; Metazoa; Arthropoda; Insecta; Hymenoptera; Cynipidae.